Manihot esculenta (cassava) is the source of this 1924-nucleotide messenger RNA. RefSeq names its product autophagy-related protein 8C-like. The transcript has 4 exons. Gene Ontology annotation, biological process: cellular response to nitrogen starvation. The record is from RefSeq and is a predicted model, not a curated record. NCBI's taxonomy places the organism in Eukaryota, Viridiplantae, Streptophyta, Magnoliopsida, Malpighiales, Euphorbiaceae. The coding region runs from base 1230 to 1736 and encodes 168 amino acids.
CAUCUCGUAUUUGUGUUCAUAGUUCUUGAUUGAUCUGUUUCUUUUCUUUUUCGGGUACUUUUUGUGCUUAAUUUUUGGGUUUUAUGAUCUGGGCUUGCAAGUUUUGACAAAUAUUUUCUUUUGAGAUCAAUAGCAUGUGAAUCCAUGCAUCAAUUUUCGAUUUUAUUGGGUUUUAAUAUCAAUCGUGUAAUGAUCUGCCGGGGACCAGAGUUGACCUUGUUUCUAACAUAAUAAAGUAAGGGUUUUGGAAACUUAUCUGAUAUUCAUCCAUCGGGUGUGUUUCGAUCUCGUGAUCGAUCUAAUUUCGUGUUUUGUUAUGACUCUGACAUUAAAAAUAGAGAGGAAACUCAUAAAAUGUUAUGCUUGAUUUCUCGGAUACAAGUUGAAUGUUAUUGUUAAGUUUGAUGGAAUAUGUUUUAAACGCGGUUUUGAAGUGCAUAAUAAUUUUUUUUUCCAAUUUUGGAUGUUUGGUGUGACCUCUUAUAUUUGGCCACGAGAUUGAGGGACGUUAAGAAAUACAUACAAGAUCUUGUUGGUCAUGCAGAGGACUGUUGUGAGUUCUCUGGAUUUAUUCCUAGUUUCAUUAACAUAUUAGAAGUGAUGUAGGAAGUUUGUUCUUCACUGAAUUAGGGUUUUCUGCAUUUUCAUGGACGAAUAUACUAGAAUGACGGUGAAAAACAGCCAGAGGCUUGCAUUACAAUAAUGCCCUACCGUAGUAGCAAAUUUGAUCUUCACGUUUUAAUAAUUUGAAUUUCUGAAUUUUGCGUGUGACCAAGCAUGUGAGGAAAAUGCAGUGAUACGUCACUUCCUUCUGUUGAAGUGUUCAAGUAUAACAUUCAAUUAUGGAUUUGUAAAGCAAUCAAGUAAAAUCUUGAGCUAAUUUCGUGGUUUUUUCUAUUUCUAUAGGACACCAUAGUACUAUAGUUCCCUUUUUUUGUAUUUCGCAAUGGAUAUAUUCUGUAUUUUUUCACAUUGAAGGAAGCCUAUUCCACAGUGUUACGUUCCAUAUAACCUACUUUCUCUGUUCCAGUUAUUUUUGCCUCUCCACAGAGGAUCAUUCAUAUCCCAAGAAAACUUGAUUAGGAUUUAACAACCAUAUCUCUGAAAGAAUUAGAACAUUGAGUGUUAACUAAUUUUUUACCUCUGUUUUUUAUUGGUUUGACAAUAAUGAUUGGUUUUCAUUGAAAAGUCUAUUCUACCAUUGAAGUAGGCUGUUUUACCACUUAUAUAUGUUAUAUAGCACCUUUUAUUUGAGAUUCAGAAAUUCUGUUAACCAUGUGAAGCAAUCCAAUAUCUUCCAUUGUGUUGCUCUUAUUAUGAUUUUACUAGUUUGCAACUCCUUAUAUCUUAAAUUAAUGUCUAUUUGUUUCUUUUUUCUCUUUAAUGACAUUCCAGAAAGGAGGCAGGCUGAAUCAGCCCGUAUUAGGGAGAAGUAUCCUGAUAGAAUACCUGUUAUUGUGGAGAGAGCUGAAAGAAGUGACAUACCUGACAUUGACAAAAAGAAAUACCUGGUUCCAUCUGAUCUGACUGUUGGCCAGUUUGUUUAUGUGGUUCGGAAGAGAAUAAAGCUCAGUGCUGAGAAGGCUAUAUUCAUCUUUGUCAAGAAUGUUUUGCCGCCCACGGCUGCCAUGAUGUCAGCAAUUUAUGAGGAAAACAAAGAUGAUGAUGGAUUUCUGUAUAUGACCUAUAGUGGUGAGAACACCUUUGGGGCAUCAGUGAAGGGGUACUCAAGCUGAAAUCUUGCGAGCUUAAAGUUUGAGAUGCCAGUGAAGAUGUGUAAAUUCUUGGCUUCCUGUACUUAUCAUGGAUAAACCAUGUUUAAACUCUUGGAUACUGCUCCUUACAGCCUGAAUGUAAGAGUGCUAUUUAACUUAUAUAUGUGUGAUCUCUAUGAAUCUAGACGAGCAAAAUCAAAUUAUGUGGA